AUGGAGUCUCCGGAAAGGGGGAUGCCGGCGGCGGGGAUCGCCAUGGAGAUCCCGGCGGGGGAAGGGGUUACGGCCUGCUCGCCUCCGACCAUGCCUCCGUGGCUCCGGAGGAAGCUCUCCGAGCCGAAGACGCCGCCGCCUUCUACUGUUGAAGAAAUCCAAGCCAAACUCCGUGAGGCUGAUAUUAGACGUCAGAAAUUCUAUGAGAGUUUAUCAAACAAGGCUAGGCCAAAACCGAGAAGCCCCUUACGAUCAUCGUCUCAAGAAGGUGAUCUUGGACAACGCCUCGAGGCUAAGCUCUUAGCUGCUGAAGAGAAGAGAUUGAGCAUCCUGGCGAAUGCGCAAAUGCGCCUGGCUAAGCUCGAUGAGUUGCGGCAAGCCGCUAAAUCACAAGUGGAAAUGCGUUUCAAAAGGGAACGUGAUGAGUUGGGUACAAAGGUUGAGAUGCGGGUUCGCCAGGCGGAGGCCAACAGACUGCGUAUUCUUCGAGCUCAUCGCCAAAGGAGAUCGAAUCUGAAAGAGAGGUUAUCACAGUCAUUAAUGCGGCGUAUGGCUCGAGAGAACAAGUAUAAGGAACGAACAUGUGCUGCAAUGUUCCAAAAGGGGGCGAAUGCAGAGAAAAAACGGAUAGGUUUGCUGGAAGCAGAAAAACGGCGAGCUCGUUCAAGGGUCUUGCAGGUGCAGAAGGCUGCCAGCAAUAUUAAUAGCCUGCGAGAGAUGGAAAGAAGUGAAAUGAGGAACAAGCUCGAAGACAGAUUGCAGCGGGCGAGGAGAAACAGAGCAGAAUAUUUGAAGCGGAGGGGACGACCGUAUAAUGCUAUUUAUAAUAGCUGGGAAACAAUUCAUGAGGAUGCUGAAGUCCUUGCUAUUAAAUUAUCAAGAAUAUCUCGAUCUGCUCUUGAAUCUUCUGGAUCAUAUGACAUAGAUCACCUCCUCAAGCGAGUAGCCUCCCCCAAGAAGAAUACACCACGGAGAUCUUCAUCGGCCGAAAAAGCUGCCAAAACUCCUUCUCAGUUGUCGAGGUACCAAGUGAGGAUAGUUCUCUGUGCUUACAUGAUAUUAGGUCAUCCAGAUGCUGUUAUCAGCGGAAAAGGCGAGCGCGAGACGGCUUUGGUGAAAUCUGCUGAGAAGUUUGUGAAGGAGUUCGAGCUCCUGAUUAAGAUACUUCUAAAUGGGCCUUUACAGGUUCCUGAUGAGGAAUCUGAUGGUGUCGUGUUAAAGCGUCGGACCUUUAGGUCUCAGCUUGCAGCAUUUGAUUCUGCUUGGUGCUCCUUUUUGAAUAGCUUUGUGGUGUGGAAGGCUAAAGAUGCCAGGUCGCUUGAGGAGGAUUUGGUAAGGGCUGCAUGCCGACUCGAACUUUCUAUGAUUCAGACCUGCAAAAUGACUCCUGAAGGGGAUAAUAGUGCUCCUCUUUCACAUGACAUGAAAGCUAUUCAGAAACAGGUGUCUGAAGAUCAGAAACUUCUGAGAGAGAAAAUCCUACAUCUGAGCGGAGAAGCCGGUAUUGAGCGUAUGGAAGAUGCAAUUUCCGACACUCGAACCAAAUUUUUUGAAGCAAGGGAGAGAGGCAACAUGAUUAUUACACCAUUGACCCCACUUAUGUUAUCCCCCGCAAGUUCAGCUUCCCCUUCUUCACCUGGUAGCUCAGAAAAGGCCAAAAACUCAUCUGUGACCUCUCAAAAGCAAAGUUCAGUGGUUCGGUCAUUAUUCAGGGAUGAAAUUGUUCCCAAGGAAGUCAGUUCCUCUAAAGGGAGUUUGGAUGUGGAGAAUCUUAGAAUUGUAAACGAAUAUGUUCAUGGGGAGCCCCUCUCUUGGGCCGAUAGCUCCAAUUCUGCUGGCUACUAUCAAGAGGAUGCCAUGGCUAAGAUAAAAGAGACUAUGGAGAAGGCCUUCUGGGACGGCAUUGUUGAAUCCAUGAAACAGGAUAAACCCGACUAUAGCCGUGCUGUGGAGUUGAUGAGGGAGGUGAGGGAUGGAAUUUGUGCAAUGGCCCCUCAUAGCUGGAGAAGAGAAAUUACAGAAGCUCUUGACCUGGAAAUUUUUGCUCAGGUGCUCUAUUCUGGGAAAUUAGACAUUGAUUAUCUUGGGAAGAUCCUAGAAUAUGCAUUAGUCACUCUACGGAAGCUCUCAGCAUCGGCUUAUGAGGAUGAACUGAAGAAAAAGCACCAGCAAUUUAUAAAAGAUCUGGCAGACACUUGUCAGGCCAGUGUUGGCUCACAGAAUUCACAAGUGAUUGCCUUGAUCAAGGGGCUGCGCUUUGUCCUCGAACAAAUCCAGGAUUUGAAGCGAGAAAUCAGCAAGGCGCGUAUCAGGAUGUUGGAACCACUCUUGAAGGGACCCGAAGCUUUGUAUUAUCUCGGAAAAGCUUUCACAGCCCAUUAUGGGCAGCCUUUAAAUGCUCUAUCAGCCUUACCUUUGACGAAAAAUUGGCUUUUGACUUCACGACAAGGUAAAGACGAGGAAUGGAACGAACACAAGAAUUUGCUGUCUGAGCUGACAAAGAAAGAUGAGAAGAGUUCACCAAAUUAUCUUCCUUCAACAACUCUCAGAACCGGAGGAAGUUCGCUAGUUAAACUGACGACUGGCAGCAGUCAAGCUGACGAAGUUGUGUUUUCUUCUUCUGCUGCGAAAGCUACAAGUUAUAUUGAUUCGGUCCCAGAUGCUGGCAUUGAUGACAUCAUCGAUGUACUCACCUCGUCUAAAGAUGAGGAGAACAGUGAUUUAUUGCUUGACUCGGCCAAGAUUCAGCCUAUGAAGGAGAUAAUGUCUGGAAUGUUGAAAAGGAGUUUGCAAGAAGAUGACCCGGUUUUCGCACGUGUUUCUCGAGCCAUGUACUUGGCUAUGAGAGGAGUUGCUUUUGGAGGAACUGGAAAAAGAGGGAGAGAAUUGGCUGAGGUGGCAUUGCAGAAGGUUGGGGCUGGUCUGCUCGUUGAUGACGUGGCGAGGGCUGGGGCUGUGCUGGUGGUGACGGCUAAAGUGUCGGUUAUUGUUCACGGGCCUUGGUAUGCGAAUUUGACGAGGGAGUGA
This is a messenger RNA of Striga asiatica, 3027 nucleotides long. The record is from the annotation of a GenBank genome assembly. Lineage: Eukaryota; Viridiplantae; Streptophyta; Magnoliopsida; Lamiales; Orobanchaceae.